AAAAAUGAAAGAACAAUCAACUCUUUUAUCUUCUCGAUCCGACUUCCAACGUCUAUAAACCAAGGACAAUGAACUCUUAUCUUCUCUAACUACAUCGUCUCUUUCCGUCGUUCCAACGCCUACAAAUCUAGAGAUCACGAUUCUGCAAUAUAAUAGUAUUAAGCCCGGCCGGCUGCUCAUGUUUUUUUAUCUUUUUCGUCGUCCGGCUGCUUAUUGUUGACCCUUACCAAGAAGAUACUGCAAUAUAAUAAUUUUAAACCCGGCUGCUAAUUCUGACCAAGAAAGGCAGUAUAUCAAUACAUAACAUGUAUUGAAGAUAGAGAAAUCGAACUCCCUUCCCUGCCGCCGCUAAAUCAAUUUCCAUGGAAAACGGUAAGGUUUUGCAUGUGGCAGUUUUCCCAUGGCUAGCCGUUGGCCACCUCGUACCCUUCAUGCGCCUAUCCAAGUACUUAGCCCAAAAGGGUCACAGAGUUUCCUUCAUUUCCACCUGUCGGAACAUUAGCAGGCUUCCCAAAAUACCUCCGAAUCUCUCCUCUCUAAUAAACCUCGUCAGCCUGCCUUUGCCCAAAGUCGAUGGUUUACCCGACCGGGCCGAGUCCUCAGCGGACGUACCCCACAACAAGCAACAGUUGCUGAAAAGGGCUUUCGAUUUACUGGAUUCUCCAUUGGCUAACUUCCUUGAAGCCUCGAGGCCCGAUUGGAUUAUCUACGACUAUCCCUCUCACUGGCUUCCCCGACUUGCCGCUCAGUUCGGUGUCUCACGCGCCUACUUCAGCCUCUUCACCGCUGCGUGUCUAUCUUUUAUAGGCCCAUCCGAGGUGCUUAUCGACACCGAUCCUAGAUCGACUGCCGAGGAUUUCUCGGUAGUCCCGAAAUGGAUCCCGUUUCCCUCCAACGUGGUGUAUCGGGUUCACGAGAUAUCAAAGAACGUGGAUGGCUCGAGCGGAAACGAGUCCGGCACAUCAGAUGUCAUCCGCUUUGGUAUUGCCGCUGCGGAGAGUGAUGUCGUGGCUAUUAGGACUAGUGCCGAACUUGAACCGGAAUGGUUGAAUUUGCUAGCUGAGCUUUACCGGAAACCUCUGCUUCCGAUUGGGUUUUUGCCUCCGGUUAUGGAGGAUGAAGAGGAGGAGGAGAACGAUGCGAGAUGGGUUUAUAUCGAAGAGUGGUUGGACAAACAGAGAGUUAACUCAGUCGUUUACGUUGCACUGGGGACUGAGGCAACUCUGAGUCCGCAAGAACUGAACGAGUUGGGUCUUGGGUUGGAGGAGUCUGGUUUACCGUUCUUUUGGGUGCUGAGGAACGCGUUGGCUCAGAACGAGUUACCAGCUGGGUUCGAGGAGCGAGUUAGGGACCGCGGAAUUGUUCAUGUUGGGUGGGUCCCGCAGGUGAAGAUAUUGAGCCACGAGUCGGUCGGGGGCUUCUUGACUCACUGUGGUUGGAACUCGGUCGUAGAGGGGCUUGGGUUUGGCCGAGUUCUGGUUCUAUUACCUGUGUUAAAUGACCAAGGGCUCAAUGCUAGGUUGUUGCAGGGGAAGAAACUUGGGGUGGAGAUUAACAGAGAUGAGCGAGACGGAUCAUUUACUCGUGAGUCAGUAGCGGAGUCAGUGAGGUUGGCAAUGGUGUACGAAGCCGGCGAGUACUUGAGGGACAGGGCAAAGGAAGUGAAGGGUUUGUUUGGGGAUAAGGAUAAGAAUGAUCAUCUUGUGGCCGGCUUUAUUCGUUUCCUUGAAGAGAAUAGGUUGUGAAACACAGAAAUAUCGACAAGCAGCAGGAAGACACAGGAAAGUCAAACUCGGCAUUAAAAAUUCAAUAUUUGAUUUAGGAUAUAUUAUUAUGAAGAAUAAAAGUUCUUUUAAUUUUAGUAAAUCAGUCAUGAAUAAAGUCCUUUGAAGUUGAACCAAAUCGUGUCAUAUUUUAGUUGGCAUUUAGGCAGACAUCUAUUUGGGAGCAAGACAAGAGGAGGUGGGUAUAAUAUGUUAUGUUGUUUGGCUGUGACCAUCAGGUUGGUUGUAUGUUAUUUUUGAAACUUUUUUUU
This is a messenger RNA of Carya illinoinensis, 2035 nucleotides long. Its product is annotated as UDP-glycosyltransferase 91C1. The record is from RefSeq and is a predicted model, not a curated record. The transcript has a single exon. Gene Ontology annotation, molecular function: UDP-glycosyltransferase activity. The coding region runs from base 363 to 1745 and encodes 460 amino acids. Lineage: Eukaryota; Viridiplantae; Streptophyta; Magnoliopsida; Fagales; Juglandaceae.